UGUACAUAGUACCUACAUCCCAUGUGAACUACAUACAUACACUACAUGUACGAUUGGAUCUACAGUACUUGCACAACUAUUAAAUGCUCGGGAUUCCGGGUGUUCAUGGUGUCCGGUUUACAUACAGUAUGUGCAUGCUCGGUAGUACUGCUGCUACUAGGCAGCCCAACACUAGCCCAUUUUCAUACGAUAGGUAAGAGUGAUUGGGAGGCUAAUGACUGCCUUAUGUACAAGUGUGAGAGAAGUAGAGCCAAUGGAUUGGGCUGAGAAGUCAUGAUAGUUACAUACUAUGUAUGUGUAACUAUGUAUCGGUUGACCUUGGG
Messenger RNA from Hypoxylon fragiforme, 323 nucleotides. RefSeq lists its product as uncharacterized. The transcript has a single exon. Lineage: Eukaryota; Fungi; Ascomycota; Sordariomycetes; Xylariales; Hypoxylaceae. Bases 46 to 267 code for a protein of 73 amino acids. The record is from RefSeq and is a predicted model, not a curated record.